ACGGAAGUGACGUCACGACCAAUCCAGUGACCGGAAGUUAGGGUAAAAAAAAAAUACUCGCGACUUCCUCUACUUUCAAGCCGUUUAUUUUUGUGUCUUUAGAUAACGUUACUAUCGUCAAAGGCGACGAUAAAACAUGGAGAGAUGAUGUUUGCGUAGCUGGGUGUAUAUGGACGCGGUCCUGCUUCGAAGAUAAUCCACCACCGUGUCGAUUCUAAACGUGAAAGAGGACGACGACAAGUUUUGCAUCAAUCUUCCUGAGUGAGGCCCCGAGCAUGGCCAACAGUACCAACACGGCCGUGAAGGUCAUCGGGGCUCCGGGUCCUGCAGGCAGAAGCAGCCCCGAAGGAUCCCAGGUUCUUAGCAAGAAAAAGCUACAAGACCUGGUGAGAGAAAUCGACCCCAACGAGCAGCUGGAUGAGGACGUGGAGGAGAUGCUGCUGCAAAUCGCAGACGACUUCAUCGAGAGCGUGGUGACGGCCGCCUGUCAACUGGCACGCCAUCGCAAGUCCAACACCUUGGAGGUGAAAGAUGUGCAGUUGCAUCUCGAGCGCCAGUGGAACAUGUGGAUUCCGGGUUACGGCUCAGACGAGAUCCGGCCGUUUAAGAAGGCGUGCACCACAGAGGCUCACAAACAGAGGAUGGCUCUGAUUCGCAAGACGACCAAAAAAUAGCAAGGGUCCCUUUUUUUUUUUUUCUCUGCGUCAAUUUACACCCCCCCCCCCUUUGUUGGUUUUGUUUUCCCAGGUAAAGUAUCAAGGAUUGGCGAAGGAGAUUUGUAUUUGUUGACGUUAGCAUUUCAUCGUCUUCCUCAUUUUGUAUUGCCAACCCGCUCCCGUACUAAUGUAUCUCCUUUGACUCUUUAUUUUUGUUUCAGUUCGUGUUAUUAAACAUUAAUCAUCUGUG
Messenger RNA from Nerophis lumbriciformis (worm pipefish), 906 nucleotides. It is a transcript of the gene taf12, whose product is annotated as TAF12 RNA polymerase II, TATA box binding protein (TBP)-associated factor. The record is from RefSeq and is a predicted model, not a curated record. Gene Ontology annotation, cellular component: transcription factor TFIID complex; SAGA complex. Gene Ontology annotation, biological process: RNA polymerase II preinitiation complex assembly; DNA-templated transcription initiation. Gene Ontology annotation, molecular function: DNA binding; protein heterodimerization activity; TBP-class protein binding. NCBI's taxonomy places the organism in Eukaryota, Metazoa, Chordata, Actinopteri, Syngnathiformes, Syngnathidae.